Molecule: messenger RNA, 4288 nt
Organism: Anopheles cruzii
Lineage: Eukaryota; Metazoa; Arthropoda; Insecta; Diptera; Culicidae
Exons: 14
Coding region: 1-3021 (1006 amino acids)
Biological process (GO): protein phosphorylation
Cellular component (GO): nucleus
Molecular function (GO): ATP binding; protein kinase activity
Source: RefSeq, a predicted model, not a curated record
AUGGCGAGCGGCGGCAGCAGCAGCAGCAGCAGCGGCGGGGGUACGGGCCGCUCGGGAUCUUCGCACGAGUACGGGGCCGCCGCCGCCGCCGCCCGCCGCGCAACGACGACGACGCUGGCGACGGGGACGAGCUCGACGCACCGGCGCUACGCGCGCAGUAACACGGCGAGUGUCACGCAGCUGCUGUCGGACAGCUGCAGCAGCAUCCUGCAGCGGUUCCGGCGCAAUCCGAGCGAAAAGUUGGACCUCCAGCAGAAGCGGCCGCAACAGCACCGCGGGUUCCACGAGCUAGCAACGUCGGCGUCAACCAGCUCGAUCCGGUCGCACGGCAGCGCGGUGUCGGCCACCUCCGACUACGGCAGCCUCGGUUCGUCGACAGACUCGGUCCACCGAUCGCCCUACGCCCUGAGCAGCCUCAACAGUACGAUGAGCUCCUACUACAAGCCCCUGUUCCGCACUUUCGGCAAGCGCUUCGAUUCCCCGGCCACAGGUAGCGUCGCAUCUGUGUCCUCGUCCGCACUCGGCAACACGAUAGCGGCCGACGAUAAGGACAAGACGCCGCUGGUCGUGCCGAAGCGGGUGCCCGCACCUUCAACCGGUGGUGACGGUGGUGGUGGUGGUGGUGGUAGUGGUAGUGGUAGUGGCGGUGGCAGCACCAUCUCUCGCCUGGAAUCCAAGUACUCCGACAUCCUGAGCCGGGUGCAGAAGGAGCGCCAUCUCAAGGAGCGGCGCAAAGACGGCGAGCAGGAUGAAAAGAAACCGCAGCUGGAGGAACCGGAUGAGGAGGAGGGGGAGGACAAGGAGAAAACGCUGGAACCGCCCGGGGCCGGCCGCACCAGCGGCAGCAGCAGGCGACCCCUGAACCCCCUGAUGAAGAGUGCCUCCACCGCGACGAACCUGUCGGGGACGAAGGAGCGCACCCCGUACAAGCUGCAGCUCGGGCGCAGGACACCCAAGGACGCCCAGGACAGCCUGGGGAUGCUGGUGUACCGCGAACCGAACCGGAAUGGCCACCACCACCAGGCAGGCAAGGAGAACGUGUUCAAGUCGAAGUACGACCCGACCGAGCUGCUAUGGGAGCUGGAAGGGGGGGCCAGCGGGCAGAAGGGCCGCAGGCCGACGAAGCCGUACCGGCGGAGCGACACGACGGACAUGAGCUACUUGCACCGUCCGCGCCCGGAGCGCGAUGGAGCCGGCGCAGUGCCGACGUUUGACGACCAACAGCAGCAGCAACAGCGGAAGAAGGAGCGCCGGAAGAGCUACCAGACCGGUGCUGGGCGGUACUUCGACGCCGACGGCAUCUGCACGCUGUCGACGAGUGACGAAGAGUCGACGCCCAGUGCCGGCGGCGCCGCGGAAGGGCAGCGGAAGGGUAAUCGAUGGGAGAUCGAGAUGCUGCUCCAGAAGUACGCACCGCUCGACGGGGCGCCGGAGCUGCAGCGGAAGCAGUCCCCGCGGCCGCCCCGCGAACGUCGCUCGCACGUUACCGCCAAUCCGGCCGAGGGGCACCACCGGCAGCGUACGUCGUCCUCGAACGUCCGCAUGUAUCCUGCUGGGACGGCAGGGACCGACAGCCGAAGCAGCGGCAGCCGAAGCUACUUGUCCGGGGGGCUGCAAACUUCGUGCACCAUGCCGAACGUGGCGUCCCACCUGCUGAACGGUGACGGGUACGGUCAUCACCACCACCACCACCACCACCAUCACCAGUACCAGUACCACCACAGCCGGCGCAGCGCCGCCAGUAACUCGCAGGUCCCAGGGCAGAGCCAUCUGCUGCGUGGUAGUGGUGCUGGCGGCGGCGGCGGCCCCCGUUCGCGCAUCCCCAAAGCACUGUCGACGUUUCGAGCGAACCUGUCAUCUGUGCGGGAUGAUUUGGAUGGUCACCUGAACUACAGCAUUGGCGACGUGCUGCACAACAAGUAUGAAAUUAUUGGUCGCCUCGGGGAAGGCACCUUCGGACGCGUGGUGAAAGUUAGAAAUGUGGAAACCAACCAGCUGAUGGCACUAAAGGUGAUAAAAAACGUCGAGAAGUACCGGGAUGCAGCCGAACUCGAAAUUACGGCGCUGGUCAAGAUACGCCAAGCGGAUCCCAACCUGAAGCACCUCUGUGUGAAAAUGGUGGACUCGUUCGAUUACUUUGGCCACACCUGCAUCGGGUUCGAAAUGCUCGGCCUAAGUGUUUACGAUUUUCUGAAAGACAACAACUUUCAUCCCUACCCGAUGGAACAGGUGCGCCACAUCUCGUACCAGCUGUGCUACGCGGUCAAGUUCCUGCACGAGAAUCGGCUCACGCACACGGAUCUGAAGCCGGAAAACAUACUUUUCGUCGAUUCGUCGUACAGCACGCUGUCGACGAGCCAGGAAGAGCGGCGACGGGUGAAAAACACCGACAUCCGGCUGAUCGAUUUCGGCAGUGCCACCUUCGACGACGAGCUGCACAGUACGAUCGUGUCGACGCGUCACUACCGCGCGCCAGAAGUGGUGCUGGAACUUGGCUGGUCACAACCGUGCGAUGUGUGGUCCAUAGGUUGCAUCAUGUACGAACUGUACAAUGGAGGGACGCUGUUUCCAACUCACGAUAACCGUGAGCAUCUGGCCAUGAUGGAGCGCAUUCUUGGACCCAUCCCAGACCGCAUGGCAAGCCUAACUAAAACGCGAUUCUUCGUGCGCGGCAAGCUGGACUGGGAUGAGAAGACUCUAGCCGGGCGCUUUGUACGCAACCGUCAGCCGCUGCACCGCCAUGUCGUGGUUAACACACCCGAGCACCUUCAGCUGUUUGAUUUGAUUCGUAAAAUGCUGGCCUACGAACCGAACCGCCGCAUCAAAUUAGACGAUGCCCUUCGACAUCCGUUUUUCGACAAGCUUCCAGUGUCCCAGCGGCUCUACCCCGAACACCCCAUAGUAAAAGCAACAGACCCACGACAACCGGAUCCAUCACGUAAAGUGCGUAAGCCGAUGCCCCUCACACUGCUACCCAUAAUGGCCCGUUGGCAAAAGGGGACUAUCGGAUUUAGAGCCUAACAUCAUCCUCCACCAGCAGUGCGCUCGCUACGAAGAUGGAUUGACAAAGAACAGAUUAAUCACAGCAACGUACACAAUAGGAUAGAGGGGUCACGAGAUGCGAGAAAAGGGGCUGUCAGCAUGGAUGGCUUCAUGAUGUGCCCAGCAACAGUCAUAAUAGCAGUGUGCUAGUUAUUAACAAUAACGACACCGUCGAAUCGAAUUAAGGAAUUUUUUGCAACAUGAUUCCAACGUUACCAGCCAAGCCAGAAACAAUAGUCAUUGCUACAGCCUAUAUUCUAUUUAGUUGCUAUUAGAUGGUGCUGGAGAUAAUGUUAAAAUUAUGAUGUUUCUUGUACGUUUGAUCACUUUCUGAUCACUCCCUUUUAUUGCUCAUUUAAUUAUGAAUUACGAAUUUGCUUGCUAUAUGUUCCCAAGUUCCUAUACCGAUCAAAAUCCCACGUUUUGGCUGUUUCGUAAAAUAUUAGAAUAAUGUUAAAAACAAUUCUUGGUAAAUUGCUUGCUAUGCCUGCGUGAUCAAGUUCGAAGCACGUUCGAAUACUUACGUUAGAAUUAGACCGUACGGUGGUUAGCGUCGGUUUGAACUAGUCCGACCGGUUUACAAAAUUACUGUUUAGGAUUUACUCUUACGAAAUGUGCCUGCUCUGUGAAAGAUGUGUGUUCACAACGACAAUCAACAAACUAAAGAUGAGAUUUUCGAUGUUUUAGGAUUGAUUCACGCCAUCUAAAAAGAAAGUAAAUCUAAAGUAAAGAGAUCCAGUAAAAGGCUAAAACGCUGAACAACAGAAUCCAGUACAGGAUUUCUUCGCUUGGCUGCGCUGAUAGGGAAAUGAUAGAACCUGAUAUGAUUUCAAAAUGCCACAGUGCCUUUCAAUUUUGCCUGCAUUAUUCAAAAGUGUGCAUGGAAAUAUUUUUCAUCGAAACGAAAGGUCGUUGACAGCAGCAAGCAAGUGAGUGCAGCUAGUCGUUUGAAAGAGAAAAGAUGUAGCUCACUUUUAUUCACAUUUCAAUUUACUUGUCAUUAGAUUUAAAAAAGUUACCUUAAGCAGCGGACAAAACGUGCCCAAGACUGGCCUCCUAAUCCUUUGGUGCAGGUGGGUGGCCAGACUCAAAGGCCAAUUUAUUCAUUAUGAUGAUAUGGAAGAGUUUUGAUUUAUCAGUCAAUUUUCAUUGACGCCAAUAAUGUCUAGCAACGUAAUUUUCAAUCAAUCGACAUACCAAUCAAUUAACUGAUAUACCGGUGCAAAGGUGUGCGUCGCAAGAAACG